Molecule: messenger RNA, 240 nt
Organism: Cooperia oncophora
Lineage: Eukaryota; Metazoa; Nematoda; Chromadorea; Rhabditida; Trichostrongylidae
Source: the annotation of a GenBank genome assembly
AUGCGUCCGAAGAUUCGUUUAACGCCAUGCGUCAGUUGUGGAUUACAGCACUACUCGACGGGUGCGACGAACGUUACCUAUCAGCAGCAUAAAACUGGUCGUGAAGAAAGAGCUGCAGUACUUGGAAAACACGAUGGAUUCCGUGGUUGCACAAUUUGGUUCACAGGACUGUCUGGAGCCGGAAAGACAACGAUUGCGUUUGCCGUCGAGAAGAUCCUGACCCAGGUUGGUUUUCCCUAG